Molecule: messenger RNA, 3196 nt
Organism: Momordica charantia (bitter melon)
Lineage: Eukaryota; Viridiplantae; Streptophyta; Magnoliopsida; Cucurbitales; Cucurbitaceae
Product: putative RNA-dependent RNA polymerase 5
Biological process (GO): siRNA processing
Cellular component (GO): nuclear RNA-directed RNA polymerase complex
Molecular function (GO): RNA-directed RNA polymerase activity
Source: RefSeq, a predicted model, not a curated record
ACACUCUGGAGAAGUCUGCAUUACAGCAUUAGUUUGAAAGCUUUUGCGAUGGCCGAUCAAUUUCAGGAAGUUCCUCUUCCACCGUCCGUUGAGCAGUUGCUUCUUGAAAUAUGUAUGCAACAGAACCAGCCACCGCCUGAUGCCAAAGUGCGACUGGCGUUAGCUUCAUUGGGUGAAGAAGCAGCUCUUGAUACUCUCCACAAAAUCUCCUCACGCGCUGUUAGGAGCCUUGGCGGGUUCAUCCUGCAUAUGGUUCGUAAUGAUCCUUGUACUCCUCAGAAGAAGAUGGUUUGGGUUUCUCCGCACCAGAGUCCUUCCUCUUCCGGCGUUUCUCCGUUUCAAAGUCCUUCGACUUGCUCCGUUUCUCCGCAUCAAAGUCCUUCAACUUGCCGCGUUUAUAGCCCUCAAGGGUUAGGGACUACUGAGAGAACAAGCUUUCAGCCGCCGACUCUAGAAAAAUCCGGAAGUUUUUCGUCUUCGGUUUCAGAUAGAGCAAACAUUCCACAAUUUGUGGCGCUGGGAGAACUCGAGUUCAGAAAAGCGUUUCUUAUAUUGAGUUACAUUGGAGGAGAAAGUCUUGAAAUGGUCGCAACAGCAGACCAAAUUCGAAGUCUGAGCCAGUUACCGAUGGAAAAGUUCGAGCUUGAAGUUUGGAAAACAUUUGGUGAAAAAUGUGUUAGUAAGGAAGACCGCCGAGUGAAUGUUGAUUGGGAUCGUAGGAAAACACACAUCUAUCACUGUUAUGUUGCAUUAGAUGGGAGUUACAAGUUCAAGGGCCCAUUUUUGAACAAUACAAAAACUCAUCUGCAAAGGGUGUUAGGCGAUGACAAUGUUUUGAUGGUCAAGUUUGCAAAAGACACAUCUGAUAGAUGUUCAACAAACCAUCUUGGUGGUUCCUUUUAUGCUUAUAACAAGAUCGCUAGAGAUGGAAUCCUUCUUGGAUUGCGUCAGUAUUGUUUUUUUGUUUUCAAAGAUGGUGGCAAGGAGGAAAAAAAGAAGAAUCCAACCGCAUCAGCAGUGAAGUGUUACUUUGUCCGAAUGGAGUCAGAUGCAUAUCUUGAUAAGAUUAGACCUUAUAAAUUAUCAAAUAAAACUCUUUUUGAAGCUAGGAGUCUUUUCAUGCAUGCACAUAUGGUGUCUAGUGUAGCAAGCUACAUGGCUAGGUUUUCACUCAUUCUGUCAAAGAGCAUAAACCUCAAAAUUGAUUUAUCUACAGUUAAUGUUCAAAGAAUUGGGGAUAUACCGUGCAAAGAUGUCUAUGGUAAUGUCAUCUAUAGAGAUGGAAAACCUCUUAUACAUACAGAUGGAACAGGAUUUAUAUCGGAGGACUUGGCUUUGGAGUGCCCUAUGAAUGUAUUUAAAGGGCAGGCAAAGCAUGAUACCAACCUUAAGAGAUUUUCCGCCUUUGAAGAGUUCCAGAAUAAGACUUUACAACUGACACUGCCAGGACUUGAACUGCGGGAACCACCCUUGCUAAUUCAGUUCCGACUUUUUUACAACGGUCGUGCUGUUAAAGGAACAUUUCUAAUUAAUAAACAGCUUCCUUCUAGAACAAUUCAAAUCCGCAAUUCUAUGAUUAAAGUUGAAAUAGAUCCAAAUCUUGAAAAUGCCAAAACAGAGAAUUCAAUGGAGGUAGUAGGGACCAGUAAUCAUCCAAAGAAGACAUUUCUUUCAAGAAACUUAAUAGCACUUCUGAACUAUGGAGGUGUCCCAAGAGAGUAUUUCAUGAAUAUCCUUGUGGAUGCUUUGAGCGAUGUUCAGGGUGUUUUCUCUAGUAAGCGUGCAGCUUUAAGAGUUUCCAUUAACAACGGCGAUUUGGAUGACUUCCUAGUUGCAAGAAUGAUUUUAUCUGGAAUUCCUCUUGAUGAAUCAUAUUUGCAAUAUCGAUUGUCUAUGCUGCUGAGGGAGGAGAAAAAGAGCUUGAAAAGUGGAAGGCUUCACGUGCCUGGAUGUUAUUAUUUAAUGGGGACAGCUGAUCCUACCUGUACUCUUGAAAGCGAUGAAGUCUGUGUUAUCCUUGAGAAUGGACAAAUCAACGGGAAGGUUCUUGUUUAUCGCAAUCCUGGACUACAUUUUGGUGAUAUCCAUGUUUUAACGGCUAAAUAUGUGGAGGAAUUGGUACCUGUAGUGGGAAAUGCAAAAUAUGCUAUAUUCUUCUCUUGCAAGGGUCCCCGUUCCGUGGCUGAUGAAAUAGCUGGUGGUGAUUUUGAUGGUGAUAUGUACUGGGUUUCGAGAAAUUCUCAAUUGUUAGAGUAUUUCAGACCAGGUGAACCUUGGAGGCCAAGUCCUUCAAUGGAAGGAAUAACUAAUAAAAAGCCAAAUGAAUUUUCUGCUGAGGACCUAGAGGAUGAGCUAUUUAAAUUAUUCUUGACAACUAGGUUUCAGCCGAGUUAUGCUAAGAGUGUUGCAGCUGACAACUGGCUGGCUUUAAUGGAUCAAUUACUAAUGCUGGGUGAAGAUCGUAAAGAAGAAAGAAAUCGUGUAAGGGCAAAGAUUCUCCAGUUGAUCAAUAUAUAUUAUGAUGCUUUAGAUGCACCUAAAAAAGGCGGGAAAAAGAUAGAAGUUCCAAAACACCUAAAGGCGGGAACUUUGCCACAUUUCAUGGAAAGGGGAAAAAAUUCAUAUACAUCAACUUCAAUUCUUGGACAAAUUUUUGAUACCGUUAACAUGUAUCAAGAAGAAGUGCCAAACAUUGAGGUUCAGAAACUUCCUUGCUUUGAAGAUCAAGUGCCGGAUGAUAUCUUGAUGAAGUGGAAGUUCCACUAUGAGAUGUACCGAGCCGAGAUGAAAGAUGCCAUGCAGCUUGAUCCUGAUGCCAAAAACGUAGCCGCUGAAGCAACCAUUAAAAAGUACAAGGAGAUAUUAUAUGGUGCCGAAGAGCUCGAGGGUAGCCCGAGAUGGUUGGAGGAAGUAUGCAAGGAAGCUCUUGCAAUUUAUCACGUCACAUAUGACCAUGCCAUGAGCCAUGGCAGUGUGCGCUAUUGCAGCUUUGCGUGGAGAGUUGCAGGUUCCGCUCUCUUCAAGCUCUGUGCCAGAAAACAAUCCGAAAGGAGCUUUCUUUGUCUCCCUUCAGUUAUGCGUGAGAUUUUUGGUUAAAAUCAGUAGUUUUAUAAAUGUAAAUGCACUGUAUAUACUCUGAGAUGUAAAUAAUCUUAUGUAAAGUAUGGUCAAUGUUAGGGAUCAUAUUAAAAUGUAA